AUGGAUUGUAAACUUCAUCAAUUACAAGCUGAAUUACGUGAACAUGGUCCAUAUUUUGAAGCAACUUUUCCACUUUCAAAUAAUCCAAAGGAUUUCGAUACAUAUUUAUCGAUGAAUAUUAUACGUCCUGUUGUUCGUACUAAUCUUUCAUUCACUCAAUUUAUGCAAGCUGAUAGAAUUGAUCAACAAAAAUAUAAUAAUCUUAUUGAAAUUAUUGACAAUGAAAAUAAUGAAGAUUUGAUUAAAGUUGAAUAG
This is a messenger RNA of Adineta steineri, 255 nucleotides long. NCBI's taxonomy places the organism in Eukaryota, Metazoa, Rotifera, Eurotatoria, Adinetida, Adinetidae. The record is from the annotation of a GenBank genome assembly.